Messenger RNA from Amorphotheca resinae ATCC 22711, 413 nucleotides. RefSeq lists its product as hypothetical. Bases 8 to 298 code for a protein of 96 amino acids. The transcript has a single exon. NCBI's taxonomy places the organism in Eukaryota, Fungi, Ascomycota, Leotiomycetes, Helotiales, Amorphothecaceae. The record is from RefSeq and is a predicted model, not a curated record.
UGCGGGGAUGCUCUUUGGACGGCCCUUUGGCUUUGGCUUUGAAUGCGGACGCGCCUCAUCUGCUCCUCUGCAAGAAAGGCCCAUCCCCGAAUACAACGCUGUUCGACCUCCUCCUGCACCUUGCCCACGGCCGGCACAUCCAUCACCUCCAAACCCCCCAGAUCUCCGCCGUCGCGCUGCCGCCCUCGCCCUCGCCUUCGACUUCGAUCCACGGCCCGCCUCGAGCUCCCCCCCGACAAGCCCGCCAGCCCGCCACCGCUCGCUGCAAGUCGCGGCCAGCAAGAGAGUAAUAGGGUAAUACAAAUAGAACCGGUAGAAAAACAAGAGCCUCCCUCUGCCCUUUGUCGUGUCCGUGGCGACGAGACGCCUGUGCGCGGUGCGUGCUUCUUCGCCCUGCGCUCUGGGAUUGCCAC